Messenger RNA from Nerophis ophidion (straightnose pipefish), 5984 nucleotides. RefSeq names its product probable vesicular acetylcholine transporter-B. Gene Ontology annotation, cellular component: AP-2 adaptor complex; membrane; terminal bouton. Lineage: Eukaryota; Metazoa; Chordata; Actinopteri; Syngnathiformes; Syngnathidae. Gene Ontology annotation, molecular function: acetylcholine transmembrane transporter activity; xenobiotic transmembrane transporter activity. The transcript has a single exon. Bases 358 to 1941 code for a protein of 527 amino acids. The record is from RefSeq and is a predicted model, not a curated record. Gene Ontology annotation, biological process: chemical synaptic transmission; transmembrane transport; xenobiotic transport.
GUCACAUCUGCGUGGAAAGAGAGGAGGAGGAGGAGGAGGAGGGUGGCCAGGAGCAAAACCCGCGCGUUAAUGUGCUCCAAUGGCCAGGAAGGCAGCGCCCACGCGGUCAGAGCCGCGCGCCAAAGUGCCACAGGUGGAGAAGGCGGCGAGGAUGGAAGUCAACCGGCGCUCAAGCCGCGAAAAGCCCGCGUAAAAAGACCAGAUGGCUGCGAUCUUCGCUUUUACGCACGGGCGCGGGGAGAACCGCGGCGUCCAGGUAUGACGCGAGAGCGGCACUGAGAGGAGAAAAAGCACAUUUUUGUAUUUUUUUUUAAGGGUGGGGGGUAUACAAACAAACAAACAAAAAAAAGACGCACAAUGAAUCCUGAGGGCGGACCGUCCGGGUUGGCCCUCAAACUGUCCGAGAUGGGCGCGCGCACCAAGCAGCUGAGCACCGCCAUGCGCGACCCGCACCAGCAGCGGCGCAUCAUCCUGGUCAUCGUGUGCGUGGCGCUGCUCCUGGACAACAUGCUCUACAUGGUCAUCGUGCCCAUCAUCCCGGACUACCUGGCCGACCUGGAGAGCGAGCAGGCGGAGCACGUCCACCUCGUCCUGCACCCUAACGGCACCGGCAACGGCACCGGCCAGCAGGACGCGGCGCGCAUCCGCAACAACCUGGACAUCCAGAUCGGGGUUCUGUUCGCCUCCAAGGCCAUCCUGCAGCUCCUGGUCAACCCGCUCAGCGGCACCUUCAUCGACCGCGUGGGCUACGACAUCCCGCUCUUGAUCGGCCUGACGGUCAUGUUCCUGUCCACGUGCAUCUUCGCCUUCGGGGAGAACUACGCCACGCUGUUCGCCGCGCGCAGCCUGCAGGGGCUGGGCUCGGCCUUCGCGGACACCUCCGGCAUCGCGAUGAUCGCCGACAAGUACACGGAGGAGGCGGAGCGCAGCCGGGCGCUGGGCAUCGCGCUGGCCUUCAUCUCCUUCGGGAGCCUGGUGGCGCCUCCUUUCGGCGGCGUGCUGUACGAGUUCGUGGGCAAGCGGGUGCCCUUCCUGGUGCUGGCCCUCAUCUGCCUGCUGGACGGCGUCUUCUUCCUGGCCCUCAUCCGGCCCUUCUCCAACAGGACUCGAGAGAACAUGCCGGUGGGCACCCCCAUCUACCGGCUCAUGAUCGACCCCUACAUCGCGGUGGUGGCGGGCGCGCUGACGGUGUGCAACAUCCCGCUGGCCUUCCUGGAGCCCACCAUCUCCAACUGGAUGGAGACCACCAUGCACUCCACGCAGUGGCAGAUGGGCCUCACCUGGCUGCCGGCCUUCUUCCCGCACGUCCUCGGCGUCUACAUCACCGUCAAGCUGGCCGCGCGUCACCCCAACCUGCAGUGGUUCUACGGCGCCCUGGGCAUGGUCAUCAUCGGGGCCAGCUCCUGCACGGUGCCGGCCUGCAAGACCUUCGAGGAGCUCAUCGCCCCGCUCUGCGGCAUCUGCUUCGGCAUCGCGCUGGUGGACACGGCGCUGCUGCCCACGCUGGCCUUCCUGGUGGACGUGCGCCACGUCUCCGUCUACGGCAGCGUGUACGCCAUCGCGGACAUCUCCUACUCGGUGGCGUACGCCAUGGGCCCCGUGGUGGCCGGCCAGAUCGUGCACAAUUCGGGCUUCGUGCAGCUCAACCUGGGCAUGGGGCUGGUCAACGUGCUCUACGCGCCCGCGCUGCUGCUGCUGCGCAACGUCUGCCAGAUGCGGCCGUCCCACUCGGAGCGGGACACGCUGUUGGAGGAGGCUCCGCAGGGGCUCUACGACGCCAUCCGCCUGGAGGAGCGGCGCGCCGAGAAGAAGAAGAAGAAGACGACGGGAUACCGCGCGGCGGGGAACUGCCUGCCCGUGGACGAGAACGGCUUCGACGCGUACAGGGCGCAGCAGCAGCGGUCGCCCUCCGAGGAGUCGUCCGGCCCGGAGUUCACCUGAGGCGGGCGCGCCUCGCCGAAAGACGCCGGGCCUCAUCAUCCCGACUAAUGCAGUGUUUUUCAACCGAUUUUUUUUGUCAUUGAAAAACAAUCCAGAACCAUAAAAAAUAAAAAAAUAAACUAAGUAACCCGGGGGUGUCCAAAGUGCGGCCCGCCACACAUUCUGCAAAAAUUGCAAAAUUGAUAGUAUUGCAAAUAUAUAUAUAUAUAUAUGUUUUUUUUUUUUAAAGCAAAGUGAAGUGAAUGAUAUUUAUAUAGCGCUUUUCUCUAGUGCAGGGACGUCAAACUCAAAUAGAGAGUGGGCCAAAACGUAAAACUGAACAAAGCCGCGGGCCCAGGUUGAACAACUUAACCUUUUAAUAGGGACCCAAACAAGUUUUGCAUUGAAUAUUAAACAAGUGAAGUGAAUUAUAUUUUAUAUAGCGCUUUUCUCUAGUGACUCAAAGCGCCUUACAUAGCGACACCCAAUAUCUAAGUUACAUUUAAAGCAGUGUGGGUGGCACUGGGAGCAGGUGGGUAAAGUGUCUUGCCCAAGGACACAACGGCAGUGACUAGGAUGGCACAAGCGGGAAUCGAACCUGCAACCCUCAAGUUGCUGGCACGGCCACUCUACCAACCGAGCUACAUAAGCAAGGCAUAUGUAGCUUUACAUACAAAAUCGAGUAUCAAAUAAAAUGUAAAUAAAAAUUGGGGAAGCGGGGUUUGGUGGUAGCGGGGGUGUAUAUUGUGGCGUCCAGGAAGUUAGUGCUGCAAGGGGUUCUGGGUAUUUCUUCUGUUGAGUUUAUGUUGUGCUACAGUGCGGAUGUUCUCCCGAAAUGUGUUUGUCAUUCUUGUUUGGUGUGGCGCAUAUUUGUAAAAGUGUUAAAGUUGUUUAUACGGCCACCCUCAGUGUGACCCUUAUGGCUGUUGAUCAAGUAUGCCUUGCAUUCACUUGUGUGUGUUAAAGCAGCAUAUAUAUGGGACCGGACCGGCACGAAAAAGCGGACGUGACGACAGGCUGUAGAGGACGCUAAAAGGCACGCCCCCGAUAUUGUUGUCCGGGUGGAAAUUGGGAGAAAUUCGGAAGAAUGGUUGCCCCGGAAGAUUUUUGGGAGGGGCACUGAACUUUGGGAGUCUCCCGGGAAAAUCGUGAGGGUUGGCAAGUAUGAGUAUCAGCGGUGAAUGCAGCUCUAAUCUUAAUGUGAUAUUACCUCAAGGGCCAAAUGAAACUACACGGCGGGCCAGAGUUUGACACCCAUGCUCUAGUGACUCUUGGCGCUUUACAUAGGGAAACCCAAUAUCUAAGUUCCAUUUUUAAACCAGUGUGGGUGGCACUGGGGGAAAGGUGUCUUGCCCAAGGACACAACAGCAGUGACUAGGAUGGCAGAAGCGGGGAUUGAACCUGCAACCCUCGAGCUAUACUGCCCCAAAAGUGGAAAGAGGUGAAAUCUAAUGAGAAAAAGUUGACGCGUUUUUUUUUUGUGCUCCUUUUGUGUUUAUUUUCUUUUUUUUUUUUUCAUUGCUCGAAAAAAAAAAAAAGGACAAAAUAAUCUAUGUUAUAAUUACUUCAAAAUUAUCUCUUUUAAAACUGUUUGAUGUGGAAAAAAAUAUUGCAUAUGUUGUGUGGUCAACGUUUUGACAAAAGAGCAUAAAACGAACACAAUAACGGUUCGAACUUAAAAUCGACGGAUACGUCGGAUGUUGAUCUUGAAAUUUAAGUGUUAAAAGUAAAAAAAAAAAAAAAAAACAAUAAUAAAAAUGUAUCACUUUGUGAGUGGGGAACCUUUCGGAUCUCAAAUAUAUUUAGUAGGAUUUUAUUUAACUUUUCACUGUGAUUACUUAAAAAUAUUAUAUAAUUAAAAUCAAUGGUGUCCUGCAUUAUUGAUCUUUGAGGGAUUUAAUUGUUAAAUAAAGGAACUCUCCUGAAGGAAUCAAUAAAGUACUAUCCAUCUAUCUAAAUACUGCAGUUUUACUAUAAAAAACAAAGUUGUCUUUGACAGAAAAGGCAUAAAACCUUAUUUGUUUUUGACAUAGAGAUUUACUGUAAGCAUUAAAUAAAUAAUAAUAAUAAUAGUAAUUUCACUUAUUUUUAACAUUUAAGUGACUGAGACCCUCUAUGCUCCCCAGGAGUCCUAAGGAUUAAAAAAAAAACAAACAAAAAAAAAUCCAUAUAUUUUGUCAUGUUUUGAAAAUGAAAAAUAUCACAAUGGCCCGCUGUGGAAAAAGUUUGGACACCCCUGAAGUAACCGAUAUUGACGAUAAAAAGUAAUUAAUUGGAUUUGCAAUUUAACUCAUAUCCAACCGUGCAUGACUGAUGAACAUUAUAACAUAUUUUAUUCCGAAAAUAUAAAUAACGACAAAUAAAGAUAGAAUACAAUUAACCGCAACAUGCAAGUGUAAAAAAAAUAAAAAUUGUUAGAAUGUGCUUGUUUUAUUUUCAAACAAAGAAAACAAUUUGAAGUUGUCUUUAUUUUUAAGUUAUCGUGCCGUGAUUUUACCAUUUCGGAGUAGAUUUUUCUCCAUCUAAAAUGAGUUUGCCACCCCUGAUCUACAUCAUUAAUAGGAUUUGCCUGGGUGGCUGGACAGGACGUGUUUAUUAUUAUUAAUAAUAAUAAUAAUAAUAAUAAACGUUAUCGUUGUUGUCGACGUGCGUUUUGUUUUGAUUGGUUAUUGCCUUUUUAACAUCAGGGGACAAAUAGGAUAACCAAGACGAAAAUGAUUAUAACUAUUGAAAUUAUCGCUGGUUUGCGCCAUACCAGAGGCGGUAUAGCUCAGUUGGUAAAGUGGCCGUGCCAGCAACUUUAGGGUUCCACGUUCGAUCCCCGCUUCUGCCACCCGAGUCCUUAGGCAAGACACUUUACCCACCUGCUCCCAGUGCCACCCACACUACUUUAAAACUGUAACUUAGACAUAGCUCUUGUCUACUGUCACAUCACGCCGUGACUUAUUUGGUUUUUUUGUGGGUGUUUUCCUGUGUGUAAUGUUUUAGUUCUUGUAUUGCGCUCCUAUUUUGUUGGUAUUUUUCCGUUGCAGUUUCAUGUCUGUUUUCGCAAUCAAGACCAUCCGAGCUGCGCGGACGCUACCCCUUCUUUGCACGGAAAUUGUUGAUUGUCGUGUCAUGUUCGGAUCCACUUUGUGGACGCCGUCUGCUGCUCCGCACGCCGUAAGUCUUUGCUGUCGUCCAGCGUUUUGUGUUUUGUUUACUUUGCGGCCAGUUCCGUUUUGCUUUACAUAGCUAUCCCAAUGCUUCAAUGCCUGAUCUUGGCAGCGCUCGCCUUUUGUUUAUUUUGAAUUUUUUUUUACCUGCACUCUGCCUUCCGCUGUCGGCUGCAUAUUGUGAUUAUGACAAAAAAAAUAAAUUGUAGUCUCACACGACCUGUUCCCGACAUCUAAACUCAGCAACACUCAGCAACAGCACAUUAAUUGCGGAUUAUAUUAACUGGCGUCCCGGUACUCUAGUGGUUGAAAAACACUGAAUUAAUGUGCAAUACCCCGAUCAAUAAAAUCACGCCCCCCCCCCCGCCCUUUUCUUCUCUUGGUUGUGAUCGUGUCCACGUCAUGUUCGUCACAGUGUCUAGAAAAGAUUGUCACGUAUUAAUGUGGGACCAACUAUAAAGAGCACACACAAAAAAAAGAAGCCUAUAUCUCUACAUAUAUUUUUUAAAGAAGUACUUUUUUUUUUUUUUUUUUUUUUUUAAGAGACCACGUUUGAGUAUUUGUUGGGAGAAAUGACAUUUUUAACAAAAAGGCCUGGUCGGUAUUAUAUUUUUAUUGUUGUUGUUUGGAAUUAAAUGUACCGUCAUGUUUGUACAUAUGUGACAUAGCACAACGAUGCACAAUGUAAAGACUUCAUUAAUCAAGCGUGGACCACUGGAAAGUGCAUGUGUGUGUGUGUGUGUGUGUGUGUGUGUGUGUGUGUGUGUGUGUGUGUGUGUGUGUGUGUGUGUGUGUGUGUGUGUGUGUGUGUGUGUGUGUGUGCGUGUGUGUGUGUGUGUGCGCGUGGGAGAUUAUGAUAAAUAAAUAUGUGUUCAUUUAUUUACUGUGGGUUUAAUAAAUCUGUUGGAA